Molecule: messenger RNA, 1162 nt
Organism: Ceraceosorus guamensis
Lineage: Eukaryota; Fungi; Basidiomycota; Exobasidiomycetes; Ceraceosorales; Ceraceosoraceae
Product: aquaporin-like protein
Exons: 3
Coding region: 314-1162 (282 amino acids)
Biological process (GO): transmembrane transport
Cellular component (GO): plasma membrane
Molecular function (GO): water channel activity
Source: RefSeq, a predicted model, not a curated record
GCAUCACGCAUCACGCAUCACGAAUCGUGAAGCGUGGAUGGAGGUGCGGAGGUCGAAGCUGUGGCUAUGCAUACGUCAUUGAUGCGAUUGUUGGCUGCGUGCUGGUCUCUCGAGUCAGUCAGUCCAAAGAAGGCUGGCGCAUCUCACUCGGCGAAGGCGUGAAAGUAUAUAAGUGCGACAUUCACCUCUCCUGCAUGGCCCGCUCGCCCACCUCUGGCGCGUCAAGCUUCUCCAUACAUUCCCACGCCCUUAGCGGCACUCACCUUGCUUUACAGCGCUUGCGUCAACACAAUCCCCUUGCUAGGCAGGCAGGAUGACCUUUGCGCAAGAUCUAGUGGCAGCGCUGGGCGAGUUUGUAGGCACCACGCUCUUCCUGCUCUUGGCGCUAGGCGGAGCAAAAACAGCGACGUAUUCGCGCAGUGCAGCGCAGACCGAAGGGUUGGAGACGACGCUAGGCAAUCAGACCAUCCUCUUUAUCGCGUGUUCCUUUGGUCUUUCACUGCUCAUAACCGCUUGGAUGUUUUACCGCAUCACUGGAGGUCUCUUCAAUCCAGCCAUCACUUUCGCCUUGUGGCUCGUAGGCGCCGUUCCCGCUUUCAGAGCCAUACUGCUCGUCCUUGCUCAAUUAUUGGGCGGCAUUGCCGGCGCUGCCCUCGUCGCUGCCCUCACGCCUUUCGGUGGAGCGGAUAGCACAAGGACUACGUUGGAGCCCGGCAUCAAUAUCGGUCAGGGUCUCAUGAUCGAAGCGUUCUUGACUGCCAUACUCGUCUUUUCAGUGCUCAUGCUAGCUGCCGAGAAGCACCGUUCCACUUAUUUGGCACCCAUCGGUAUCGGACUCACGAUCUUCGCUUGCCAUCUCUUCGGAGUUCUCUGGACAGGUUGUGGCAUCAACCCCGCUCGCGCUUUCGGUCCGAGCGUAGUGUCCGCCUCUUUCCCAUCCUAUCACUGGAUCUACCACGUGGGGCCACUGAUCGGAGCACUCAUAGCAGUCAGCUUCUACACUGCUCUCAAAGCCUUUGACUACACCACGAUUGUAUUUGGCCAGGAUGCGGAUCAUGCGGAAUCGACGACGCAGAACCCUUUGAGCAGGAUCACGAACGAGCGUGAGCUUGAGCGCUUCGACGAAAGGAGGCGAUGGGCUGCCGUUGCACAGCGCAACUGA